AUGGCUGUCUCGACGUAUAAAAUAGAGUCCGCAGAUGACAAUCUUGUCGGAAAGCGCGAGCUUGCUUCGACCGGCCAUACUAAUGAUAUAGACGACCUCAAUGCGCUCGGCUACAAGGCCGAGCUGCAGCGCAACCGGUCCAUGUUUACAUUGCUCUUCCAGUCCCUCGCCGUGGCAGCUAUUCCGUACGGCUUUGGUUCGACACUUAUAAAUGCCGUCUACGGUGGUGGACAACUGGCCAUAUUCCUCACCUGGAUCGUAGUCUGCCUUCUCGAUGAAUGCAUCGCUAUCUCCCUGGCAGAGCUUGCGGCGAAAUACCCCACGUCUGCCGGACCGUAUUACUGGUCCUUCCAAAUCGCCGGACCGCGAUACCGAACCCUCCUUUCAUUUAUAACGGGUUGGACUUGGCUGAUUGGUAACUGGAGCAUAACGCUCUCUGUCAACUUUGGCUUCGCGUCUCUGCUGGCAGCCACUGUGAAUAUCUACCACCCCGACUACGUAUGGCAGCCGUGGAAACUGGUCAUGAUUUGUUAUGGGCUAUGCCUUGUUACCUUUGUCAUCGUCGCAUUUGGAAACAAGUUUCUGCCGACGGUCGAUACAUUUUGCGCGGCAUUCACCGCCCUCACCAUUAUUGUCGCCUGUAUAUGGCUUUCGGUAAGAGCCAAAGAUGGCCGGCAUUCUGUAUCAUACACACUGGGACACUACGAUGACACAUUAUCUGGCUGGGGUGGGUUCUCUUUUUUUAUAGGGGCUUUACCACCAUCGUACACAUUCUCUGCGAUUGGAAUGAUUACUUCCAUGGCCGAAGAGUGCGGGGACGCGACUAUAAAGCUUCCCCGAGCCCUUGCACUGGCCGUGCCAGUUGGAUGUAUUGCAGGGCUAUUCUUUGUAAUUCCGAUCUGUGCAACACUCCCGGACUUGCAAGACAUAUUAACUGCGCCGCUCGGCCAGGCCAUCCCGUACAUCUUCCUCCGUGUCCUGGGUAGCGAAGGCGGAGCACUAGCUUUGACUGCGCUGAUUCUCGUAAUCACCGUACUCUGUUCCAUAUCGAUCACUGUUGCCGCCUCAAGAUGCACCUGGGCAUUUGCACGCGACAACGCUAUUCCGCUGGCCGGCGUUUGGUCCAAAGUCAAUGAUCAGCACGGCACACCGAUUUGGGCGUUGACCCUCACAACCUUGGUCCAGAUGCUUCUCAGUCUGAUAUAUUUGGGGUCGAGCUCUGCGUUUAAUGCUUUUGUAUCCGUUGGGGUAGUUGCACUUGCCGUAUCAUACGGUUUCCCAAUUGCCCUGUCUAUGCUUUCGCGCCGAGUGGGCGUGAACACGGCACCGUGGAGUUUCGGAGGCAAAUUCGGCUGGGUCAUCAACAUCCUUGCACUCGGCUGGAUCUCAUUCGAACUCGUCUUGUUCUCCAUGCCUCCGGCGAUUCCGGUGAGUCCAUCGACGAUGAACUAUGCCAUUGUCGUGUUUAUUGGCUUCAUGAUCAUAAGUGCUGUGUGGUAUCGUAUUCAUGCUCGACACGUGUAUAAAGGCCCUCCGAGUUCUGAUGGUUUAACUGCCAAGGCUCAGUGA
Molecule: messenger RNA, 1569 nt
Organism: Metarhizium robertsii ARSEF 23
Lineage: Eukaryota; Fungi; Ascomycota; Sordariomycetes; Hypocreales; Clavicipitaceae
Product: Amino acid/polyamine transporter I
Exons: 7
Coding region: 1-1569 (522 amino acids)
Biological process (GO): transmembrane transport
Cellular component (GO): membrane
Molecular function (GO): transmembrane transporter activity
Source: RefSeq, a predicted model, not a curated record